UUUUUUAAAUUUUCUUAUUUUUUCAAUUUAUUCAAAUUUCUUAAAAUCACAAAUUCAAUGCAAAUCCAUGACAUUCACGAGAAUAACAAAAACAACAGGGCAACCAAGGAUGACGCUAUUGUGAAAGGAAUACAACUUGGAUUGUUACCCAAAGGAGAAGGAAACUCAUCACCAACAACUACAAAUCCGGAGGGGACGAUGACUUCAACCUCUUCUGAAAACGGCGAUUGUUGGACUAAUUUAAUGCAAUUUAUUGAACACUUACAAAAUAUAUCGUUAAAUUUUUUUGAGAAGAAUGAAGCAUUUUUGAGGGGAAUUUUAUGGAUUGGGAUUAUCUGUGGUUAUCAUGUAUUUUUACUUAUUUCCAUGUUCCACAAUCACGAAAAGGCGCUAAACUUAUUUACAAUAACUCUCCUUGUUUGGUUUUUUAUCUUCUACAAACGUGUACUUUUACCGCUGUUUGGAUAUAGCAGAGAAUUUCAAAGGCAUCGAACGCGGUUUUCAAAUUCUUUUGAAAAAUUGAGGCAAAAUAUUUUGUCAUUUUAUGUUCUCGCGGUUGCUGUUCCUUUACUGUAUAUUCUGUGGGAUACUAGAAGCAAUCUUCGCCGUUUAACAGGCUUAUAUUCACUUGUAUUUUUCUUUUUGUUUAUGUGCUUUUUCUCACACAGGCCAACAAAAAUUAAUUUUCGUCCAAUUAUUUGGGGAUUUUUACUUCAAUUUAUUUUUGGUAUUUUGGUGCUUAAAUGGGAUUGGGGUGCACAUCGUUUUAUUGACCUUUCUGAUUUGGCUAUUGCUUUUCUUGAUUUUACAAAAAAUGGAACUGAUUUUACUUAUGGGUUUUUGUCGAGCCCUCCAAAUAUUUGUGGGAUGGAACCUGUUAUUGCCUUUCAGGUCAUUCAAGUAAUUAUCUACAUUGGAGCUAUCGUGUCUAUUCUCUAUUUUUACGGUGUUGUACAAGCAGUUUUAAAACGAAUGGCCUGGUUAAUGCAGUUAACUAUGGGAACUACUGCUACAGAAUCUUUAAAUGCCUGUGCUUGUGCUGAAUCUCCUUUUUUAAUACGUCCUUAUAUUGAAAAAAUGACUGCCUCAGAACUUCAUGCAAUUAUGACUACAGGAUUUGCUUGUAUUGCCGGUGCAGUUUUUGCUGCUUAUAUUAGUUUUGGCGCGUGCCCUCGUUAUUUACUCUCCGCUGCUGUAAUGAGUGCCCCGGGUUCGUUGGCCUGUUCAAAACUACUUUAUCCUGAAACAGAAGAAUCGCAUGUUAAAGAUGUUAAGGAUUUGGAGCUUCCACCAAGCAAAGAAACAAAUGCUAUGGAGUGUAUUUCUAGCGGUUCUUUAGUUGCUGUACAUAUUGUUACCGCUGUUGUUGCAAAUUUAAUUAGCUUUAUGGCAUUAAUGGCACUUGUAAAUGGUUUGGUUAUUUAUGCGGGUACAUUACUUGGUCAGCCACAUUGGAAUUUGGAAUUAAUUUUUGGUUAUUUAUUCUUUCCUGUUGCUUAUAUGAUUGGAGUUACAGAAAAUUUGGAAGAGACAAUGAUUGUUGCCAGGCUUAUUGGUGUUAAAAUAAUAAUAAAUGAUUUUAUUGCUUAUAAACGGCUUGGAGAUGUACUAAGAGAAGAUUUACUUUCACCUCGUUCAGCAAUGAUUGUUACUUAUGCCCUUUGCAGUUUUAGCGAUUUUAUAGCAGCGGGUAUUCAAAUGGCCGUGUUAAGCGAAAUGGCACCUUCUAGAAAACAAUUAAUUUCAAAAUUAGUUUUGAGGGCAUUACUAGCUGGAUGUAUUUCUUGUUUUAUGAGUGCAGCUAUUGCAGGUUUAUUUUAA
This is a messenger RNA of Meloidogyne enterolobii, 1821 nucleotides long. Lineage: Eukaryota; Metazoa; Nematoda; Chromadorea; Rhabditida; Meloidogynidae. The record is from the annotation of a GenBank genome assembly.